This is a messenger RNA of Chironomus riparius, 7882 nucleotides long. The record is from the annotation of a GenBank genome assembly. Lineage: Eukaryota; Metazoa; Arthropoda; Insecta; Diptera; Chironomidae.
CUUUAUUAAAAGUUUGAAGCCGUGAAGGAAAAGUCGUGAAAAAUAAUUUUCCUGUAUUUUUCUGGAUAUUAAGAAAAUUAUAAUUUAUUUUCAAUUAUGUGAAAAGUGAUAUUAAGCAUGGAGAUAUGCAUUUUGAAGUGAUGAAAAGUUAAAUUAGACUUGGAUAUAAUUUAAAAGUGGAUAUAAAGACAGCAGGGAAAAUAUUGAACGCAUAUUAAACGGCUUCAAACUUAACGUAAAAAUAUUCAAGGAUAUAAAGAAGAAAAAAAAACUUUUUAAGGAUUAGCAAGGACAUCAAAUUCAUCAAGGAUAAGAAAAACAAACAUUUAAAGAGCAAAAAUGUCGUCAGUUAAAGUAGCAGUUCGCGUGCGUCCCUUUAAUUCGCGAGAAAUUUCGCGCGAUUCAAAAUGUAUCAUUGAAAUGUUUGACAACACAACGGCUAUAACGAAUCCUAAAGCACCACCAGGAAGCAGUGACUCAACUAAGAGAUUUAAUUUUGAUUAUUCUUACUGGUCACACGAUCAAGCGGAUUCACACUUUGCAACACAAGAAAUGGUAUAUUCUGAUAUCGGUGAGGAAAUGCUUCAGCAUUCAUUCGAUGGAUACAAUGUUUGUAUCUUUGCUUACGGUCAAACCGGUGCUGGAAAGUCAUACACAAUGAUGGGACGACAAGAAGAAGGUCAGGAGGGAAUUAUUCCGAUAGUUUGUAAGGAUCUCUUUAAGAAAAUUCAAGAUACGACUUCCGAUGAUUUGAAAUACACUGUUGAAGUCUCGUAUAUGGAAAUUUACUGUGAACGAGUUCGUGACUUAUUAAAUCCAAAGAAUAAAGGAAAUUUAAAAGUUCGAGAACAUCCUGCAUUAGGUCCAUAUGUUGAGGAUCUCACAAAGCUUGCAGUGAUUUCAUAUGAAGACAUUCAUGACAUUAUUGAUGAAGGAAAUAAGGCAAGAACUGUAGCGGCAACAAAUAUGAACGAAACGAGUUCAAGAUCUCAUGCCGUCUUUACAAUUUUCUUCACUCAAACUAAACAAGACAGCUUGACUGAUUUAACUGCAGAAAAGGUAUCAAAAAUCAGUUUGGUCGAUUUAGCUGGAAGUGAACGAGCUGACAGUACUGGAGCAAAAGGUACACGACUCAAAGAAGGUGCAAAUAUCAACAAAUCCUUGACAACUUUAGGAAAAGUUAUCUCAGCACUAGCAGAAGUUUCUGCACAGAAAGGAAAGAAAUCAAAGAAAGCUGACUUCAUUCCAUACCGUGACUCGGUAUUAACAUGGCUCUUACGUGAAAAUCUUGGUGGAAACUCAAAGACUGCAAUGAUUGCAGCAAUUUCGCCUGCAGAUAUUAAUUACGAUGAAACAUUAUCAACUCUCAGAUAUGCGGAUCGAGCCAAACAAAUUGUAUGCAAAGCUGUCGUUAAUGAAGACGCUAAUGCUAAACUUAUUCGAGAACUUAAAGAAGAAAUUCAGAAACUUCGAGAUUUAUUGAAGACUGAGGGAAUUGAGGUUGAACAAGGAGACGAUGAAUGUAAUAACAACGUUCCGACUCCAAAUGAUAAACAAACGGAUUAUAAGCGUGAGAAGCCAAUGCGCUCAACGUCAACAACAGAGACAGAAAUGGCUGUGGAUCAACUUCAUGCUAGUGAGAAGUUGAUUGCAGAACUUAAUGAAACGUGGGAAGAAAAGUUGAAGAGAACUGAAGAGAUUCGUCAGCAGCGUGAAGCUGUUUUUGCUGAAAUGGGUGUUGCUGUUAAGCCUGAUGGAAUAACAGUUGGAGUUUUUAGCCCAAAAAUGACGCCACAUCUUAUUAAUCUCAAUGAAGAUCCAACAUUGUCAGAAUGUUUACUUUAUUACAUAAAGGACGGUGUCACAAAAUUGGGUACUUCCGAAGCAGAAAUUCCUCAAGACAUUCAAUUGUCAGGCUCUCACAUUCUUAAAGAACAUUGCAUCUUUCAAAAUGACAGUGGCAUUGUCAGUAUAAUUCCAAAAGAAGAAGCCCUCAUUUUCAUAAACGGAAGGAAAGUCAUCGAAACAGAAGUUCUAACAACCGGAUCAAGAGUUAUCUUGGGUCGAAAUCACGUUUUUCGCUUCCAACAUCCGCAACAAGCGCGUGAAAAACUCGAACAAAAACUUUUAGAAGAACCGUUGAGCAAUGAAGAAGCAAAGGAAGAGACUAAAGAUGAAGUCGUUGAUUGGAAUUUUGCCCAAUGUGAAUUGCUCGAAAAGCAGGGCAUUGAUCUUAAAGUUGAGAUGGAAAAGAGGCUAGUUGCACUUGAGGCACAGUUUAAGCGAGAAAAGGAAGAAGCUGAUCAACAAUUUGAGGAACAGCGUAAAACUUAUGAAGCGCGCAUUGAUGCACUUCAAAAGCAGGUUGAGGAACAAUCAAUGACUAUGUCAAUGUAUAGCAACAUGACUUCUGCAACAGAUGAUUUUAACAAUAAAAUGUUGGACGACGGGUUUGAUGAUGAAGAAAACAGUAUUUAUGAAAAUCCACUUUGUGAGUCAUGGACAAUUAGACAAAUCGAUUUAGCAGCGUGUGUAUUUAAGAAAUGGAAAAGUCAUAAAUUCACAUCACUUCGAGACGAUUUGUGGGGAAAUGCAAUCUAUCUCAAGGAAGCGAAUGCCAUUUCUGUGGAAUUAAAAAAGAACGUUCAAUUUCAAUUUACAUUGCUUUCAAAUACAUUAUAUACACCAUUAUCGAACGAUUUGAAGGACAAAUCUGAGAAUCCAUCACGAACAGUUGUCUCUGUUGAGGUAAAUGAUCAAAAAAAUGGUGCCAUUCAUUAUUGGUCUUUGGGAAAAUUGAAGCAACGUUUGGAUAUGAUGCGCGAAUUAUAUCAUAGUGAUGGAGAGUCAUAUGACUAUAAUGUUGAGUCAUUAAUUGGAUAUGAUCCAUUUUAUGACAGAUUUCCAUGGUUCCGUGUUAUUGGACGAUCAUUUGUAUAUCUCAGUAAUUUACUUUAUCCCAUACCAUUAGUACAGAAAGUUGCUAUUGUAAAUGAGUCGGGAGACGUUAAAGGCUAUCUUCGUGUAGCCGUACAAGCUGUUUUUGACAAUGAUGGACACAUAAUUAAUAAUCAUAAUAAUUUAAAUAAUAACAAUAAUAUUAAUAUAAACAUCAACAACAAUAAUAUAAAUAAUAAUAAUAACAACAACAACAACAAUAAUAAUGGAAUGGCAGUUAAUCAACUAGCACGAGUAGUUUUUAGUGAUGGCACGAAAUACAGCUAUGAUGAGAGAUUCAUCGAAGAAAACGGAAAUGAUAAUGACGAUGGAAAGAUGGAUAAUGACGAUGAUGAUGACACAAUCGGAGAGCAUUUAAAAAUUGGCAGUGAAUUUAAAUUCCGAAUUAUUGUAUUACAGGCUUACGACAUUCCAAUCGAAUAUACAGACAUUUUCUGUCAAUUUAAUUUCCUUCAUUGUGAAGAGGAAACAUUCUCAACCGAACCGAUAAAGAAUAAGCAUGAUAAGCCAAUUGGCUUUUAUCACAUCCAAAACUUAACAGUUAAAAUCACAAAGAAAUUCAUCGACUACAUAAAGAAUCAACCAAUAGCAUUUAAAAUCUAUGGACAUUUUAAUAGCAAUCAUAAGAAUGGAACAACAGUCAUUUCAGCUAAGCAGCAAACUCGUGCUCCACCAAAAAGGCUUCAAUUGCCAAGUAUCACAAUGAGUCAGCCUAUUCGUAGCACUAAGUUUACACAAUUUGCCAUGUCACCAACAACAGAACGUAAAACGCCAUCGUCUCCAACAACAACAGUCUUUACUAAACAUGAUAUUCUUGUGUGGUUUGAGAUUUGUGAAUUGGCACCAAAUGGAGAAUAUUUACCGGUUCCUGUUGAUCAAUCUACUGGAAGUUUCUUAUUACAUCAAGGCAUUCAACGACGAAUUCGAAUUACAAUCGUACACGAACCCACAAAUGAGUUGAAAUGGAAGGAUAUUCGAGAAGUUAUUGUUGGGCGUAUACGUAAUACUGCUGAGUCUUUCGACGAAUUCGAUGAUGCUGGUGCAUUAUCGUUAGGAAUAUUCCCUGGUGAAUUGCUUGAGGUUCGUAAUGACGACCGAACAUUCUACCAAUUUGAGGCCGCGUGGGAUUCAAGUUUACAUAAUUCAAAUUUGCUUAAUCGUGUCACGCAAAAUGGCGAAACUAUUUUCAUUACUUUAAGCAGCUAUCUUGAGUUGGAGAAUUGCUUGAGACCUGUGAUUAUUACUAAGGAUUUAAGUAUGGUUAUUUAUGGACGUGAUGCACGCAUUGGACCACGAUCAUUAAAGAGUUUAUUCUCUGGACGAUCUGGAACAACCAACAGAUCAAGUGCAAUCUAUGAACUUUCUCUCAAAUGUGCUAAUAAAGCAGGAUCACCAGGCGUUCAAAGACGUCAACGACGAGUCCUUGACACAAGCACAACAUAUGUUCGAGGUGAAGAAAAUCUCAAAAACUGGCGUCCACGAGGCGAUUCACUUAUUUUCGAUCAUCAAUGGGAAUUGGAGAAGCUUACACGCUUGGAAAUGGUUGAACGUGUUAGAUAUUUGUUAUUGCUACGUGAGCGUUUAGGAUUGGAUGAAUUACAAAAUAGUAAGAAUGAUAAGAAUGUAAACAAUAUGAUUGCUCGAGAUGCUGACAGCAAUGUUGAUGACGAAGACAUGCUACCAUCAGAUGUUGAGGAUGAAGAUUUGGAAGAAGUUCCAGAAGACAGUGAAGUAAAUGAGCGACAAAAGGGAUUAAUUGCAAAAUGUUUGAAACUAUUGGCAUCCGAUAUAACACAACAAUCAAAUAGAUCAAUCGUAACGCCAGUCACACCAAUAUCAAGUACUGACGAAAAUAGUAAUAUGUCAAUCAGUCAAUAUUCAAUCAAUUCUGUCAGCACACCUUCCUUGACUGAAAUAUCAAAUGAAUGGCAUCCACAACAUAAGCAAAUUGAUCAUAAGACAACAAAUGACCACAUUCAGUACUUUAUUCCUGACUUGGAAGAGAUCUUAACGAGUUCAAUGGUCACGAGAAAGGGUUACUUGAAUGUUUUAGAGCACGGCUGCUCGGGAUGGAAGAAGAGAUGGAUUGUUGUACGAAGACCCUACAUUUUCAUAUAUAAAUCUGACAAGGAUAAUAUCGAACGAGCUGUUUUAAAUCUCACAAAUGCUCAAGUCGAAUGUUCGGAAGAUCAAAUGGCAAUGAUUAAAAUUCCAAACACAUUUAGUGUUGUUACAAAAUAUCGUGGUUAUUUACUACAGACAUUGAAUGAAAAAGAAGUUUAUGAUUGGCUGUAUGCCAUAAAUCCACUCUUGGCUGGAAGAAUUAGAUCGCAUUUGGCACGACAAAAUAUUGAUAUUGCUUCUUCACCGACAAGAACUGUCACUUGUACUACUACGGGUACAUCAGCCGCUCAAAAAUUCAUCAUUAAUCGACAGAAACUAUUUGCUAUGAGCAAAUGAGAUUCGCUGACGAUGGAAUCUGUGUUAAUUUAAUUCCACCAACAAAGUAAUAUGAAAAAUGUCAACAUUCCUUUAAAAAAAGUAUUAGGAGAAGUGAGAUGAUGGAGAAUUUUUAAAUUAAACUUAACAUAAAAAAUAAUGAUCUGUUUAUUCGUCAAUUUUGUAAUAUUUCUCUAUCCAUUGCUAUCCUUUAAAAAUAAUAAUUAACCAUAAUUAUAUCCGGGCAUAUUAUUGACUAACAAAUAAUAAUCAUUAUGGUCCAAAAAAAGAACAAAAAAAUACUUAAAGGCAUGGCUUAACUAAAAAUCAAGCAAAUUUUUUCCUCCUUUGCUGUUAUUUAACACAUAUUCCAUCGCAUGACUUACUUAUAGACAAAAAAAUGAAAGAAAAUAAACUUAAAUGAAAUCUCUAGAUUAAAAUCUCAAAAUUUAAAAAUGAAUAUAAUCCAUUAUAAGAUCUGUAUAGAUAAAAAUUACUAUCUUUUCUUCCAAAGUUAAAGACAAAAAUUAUCCGUAUUGAAAGACAAACAAAAAAAAAAUUCAUUUCAACGCAACGCUUUUGCCACACCAUAACUCUAUAUCUUUCCUACUAUUUGACCCCAAUUUAUCGUCAAAAAAGAAGGCUAGGGGUAAAGUGGGUUUGGAUCUAAGCUUUCAAACUCGGAUUAAAGUUUUAAUCGUUGAAUAAAAUUUUAAUUCAGUAAACAGCUGCUGGGGAUAUCCUUGAUGUAUAUAGCAAGCUAUUCUUUAGUUCUAGGUGUGGUAUAUACCCUAAGAAUUAAUGGUAGUGCAUAUCCUAGACAUAAGAGAAGUGUAUGCCUCAGGUUAUAUCAAGUAGCUGACACUAGGUUUAUUGGAUAAAUUCUAUCAAGAUUUUCUAGUUUUUAAUGAAUUAAAAAUGCCGUAAAGUCACACAUUCCAUGCUUGAGAUCACUCCCCAACCCCCUACGAAUCUUAUUGAAAAUAUCACGCUUUUUAUGAUGAUAAAGAAACAUUUAAAAAUGAAAAGUAAAAAAAAAUCCUGCAAAAAUUAAAAUGUUAAAGGCAUAUGUAUAACUUAUCACCUAUAAUGCAAUUUUUUUUAGGUUUUUAGGGCUAUGAGCAUAAAAUUAUGGGACGUAAAUGGAAAAAAUCGAUUAAAAUACUGAAAGUAUUAAAUUAAUGUAAAACUGGGUCCCUUUAAAAAUAAAUAAAUAACUCAAAGUAAUUGUUUUUAAUGUAAAUUAUAAAUGAUAUACAACAAUUAUUAUUAUUAUUAAAAUUUAUUGGUAUUUAAAGUAGAAGAACAAAUGGAAAUCAACCCAUAAAGUAUUUUGUAAAGUAAUAUUUGCAUAAAUUUCCUUUUUUUUAUUUAUUGCUAUUUAAUUUAAUGAUAUUUUAAGUAUCUACAUUUACAAAUUUAAGCCACAAUAAAAUAAAAGACGACAAAACAAAAUUUCUAGACGAGAAAGUAAGAUAUUAUGAUUUGCUGUGAUUAUUUUUAGUUCUUAGCCAUUAUUUUACUAAGUUUUUUAUAAAAUAUUAAAUCAUUUAUCAGCAGCAUCUCAUUAGACUCAAUUUUUGGUUCUCUUCGUGAAUUUAUUUUCGAUCAAAAAAAAAUGGAAAAUUGAAAAUUUUAGCUUUAAAUCUUUGAACUCGAAAAACAAAAAAAAAUGAUAAAUUGUUAAUGUGGAGUAUAAAAAGAAUUAUAUUUUUGGCAUAUUAAGUGCAAAACCUUUCUGACGGUGAAAACUGUUUUGUUUUCCGCAAAAGUAUUUAUUUACUACAGCAGAAACAUUGAUAUUAAUAAAAGUAAAACAAAUAUUUAAUUGGACAAAAACAAUUAAUGCCUCGAUUUAUUAUUUUUUUAUGAUAUUUUAAAUAAAUUUAAAUCUUUUCUAAUUUCAGAUACUUUCGUUACAAUGGUCAUAAUGAUUCUGUUAGCUCAUUCAUUUGUGAUAAUUUUUUUUUUAUCUUUUAUCUUCUUAAAUAUACAUACAAAUGGAAAUAAUGCCAUAAAAAAUUAUCAUUCAAGCAAUUAUGUCAAUUUAGUGUCAAUUUUCAUAAUUCAGAGCUGGUAAUUGAUAGUUGUAUAUACGGUUGUAGGCAGAAGGAGGAGGUCUAAUAGAUGUUUUCGUAUAUUGUCAAAUUUUGGAAAGGGGCCGUUCACUUAUGAUGUCCAGGGGGGUAGCUAGAAAAAAACAAUAGAAAUUCAAAGAAAUCUAUUGUUUUUUUUUGAAAAAUUAUAUUUAAUUUUGGGCGUCAUAAAUGAACGACCCUAAAGGGAUUGAAUUGAUUUUUCAAUACAAAUAUCAAUCUAAAGACAUUAGUAAGUUUGGGUUUCAUGGGGAAACGAAUCCUGAAUGUCAUUUUUCCCCAAUUUCGUUCAGUUUUUACUCCAUAUCUUUUAAUAAUUCUAGGAACUUUGAGUAUUUCAAGUCAUUUACAGAUGAAACAGUUGUUCAAUUUUAUUGACUAUUUAUCAA